This is a messenger RNA of Pseudozyma flocculosa PF-1, 339 nucleotides long. RefSeq lists its product as uncharacterized. The record is from RefSeq and is a predicted model, not a curated record. Lineage: Eukaryota; Fungi; Basidiomycota; Ustilaginomycetes; Ustilaginales; Ustilaginaceae. The coding region runs from base 1 to 339 and encodes 112 amino acids. The transcript has 3 exons.
AUGUCCGAGGCAAACGCAGGGAACAAGGUCGGACAGGGCAUCGGCGACGCCGUGAAGGGCGUCUUCAACACGGGUCACGGCAUCGGCGAGGUGAUCCGAGGCAACAUCAACCAGGGCGUCGACAACGCCGGAGAGGGGCUGCGGCAAGGCACCUCCAACACCAACGAGACCGGCACCGGCACCGGCACCGGCACCGGCACCGCCACGGCUGGCGGUGCUGCAGGCACCCACCCGGACGUCGCAGCCAAGUCGCGGCAGCACGAGGAUGUGGCCAACAAGGGCCUCGAGGAGAUCGAAGAAGGGGUGGGACCAGAUCGACCGGCCAGAGCCACCGCGUGA